Chiroxiphia lanceolata (lance-tailed manakin) is the source of this 2167-nucleotide messenger RNA. It is a transcript of the gene DMRTB1, whose product is annotated as DMRT like family B with proline rich C-terminal 1. The transcript is spliced from 4 exons. Gene Ontology annotation, cellular component: nucleus. Gene Ontology annotation, biological process: germ cell development; regulation of transcription by RNA polymerase II; sex differentiation. The record is from RefSeq and is a predicted model, not a curated record. Gene Ontology annotation, molecular function: DNA-binding transcription factor activity, RNA polymerase II-specific; RNA polymerase II cis-regulatory region sequence-specific DNA binding. The coding region runs from base 44 to 1096 and encodes 350 amino acids. NCBI's taxonomy places the organism in Eukaryota, Metazoa, Chordata, Aves, Passeriformes, Pipridae.
AGGCUCGGCCCCCCAGGCUGAGCUUUGGCGCCAGGCUGCACCAAUGGGCCUCAGGGGGACCCCAGGGGAGCCCUGCCUGGCCGAGGGACUGGAGGCCGGGGGGCCAAGGGCGUUCACCACCCGCUGCCCCACGGGCCCGGGUUGCUACAUGUGGGGGCAGCACCCCUAUAAGAGCCCUGCGGCGCUGCCCCCGGCCCGAGGGCGGGAAAGGUGGCACUGCUGGGCUAUGGAGGCUGCUGAGGCCACGGCGAAGGGGGCCGUGCGGGCACCCAAAUGCUCCCGCUGCCGCAACCACGGCUUCGUGGUGCCGGUGAAGGGCCACGCCGGGCACUGCCGCUGGAAGCUGUGCCUGUGCGACAAGUGCUCGCUCAUCACCGAGCGGCAGAAGAUCAUGGCAGCGCAGAAGGCGCUGAGGCAGCAGGAGCCCGACCCGCCGGCCCGGGCGGGCGCGGACCCCGCUCCCUCGGGCGAGGCUUCUGCGGCGGCGGCGGCGGCCGAGGACGGUGCCCCCGAGCACUGCGGCCUCGAGGGGAAGAAGGGCGCCCAGCCCGACGGCGGCAGCUGCAAAGGCGCGGUGUCCUGGGGGCCACCGCCGCCUCCCUUCAGGGACCUCGUUCACCGGGCUUUUCCUCCAGAAUACGCUGUCAACCCAGAAUACCUGGAGAGAGAGGCCUCGAAAGUGUACCCUGGGUGUUCUGGGGUGUAUCCUUACCACCCAUUUCCCAUGGGAUUUGCCAUCAGUGAGUCAAGCAGUGGAGAAGCACCACCUCCAGGGAUACCGCUUCAGAGAGGUUUCCGACACAUUCCUAGCAACUAUGGCCCAGGGAAUGCAGCUUCUGUAUCAGUUCCAGAUGGAGGUGGAGAUUUCCAUCAAGGAUACUACACUCCUCUGCCUCCAUUCAUCCCACCAAGUUUUCUGACAGGGAUUCAUUACAUUCCAACUGCUGUUUCACUGAACAUCUUGGCUGAAACAUCCAAGGAAGCACAUGCUACUGAAGCUGACAAUGAGGAUUCAAGGGUGGUUCAUGAACCUGGACAACCACCUUCUUCCCCAGAAGAAACAAGCAGAGACCAACCUGUACACUCUAAACAGUAAAUGGGCUGGAGAAGAGCUGAGAGCAGGCAGCACUAUUUUCCUUUCUGAGGAGAGUGUUAGUUAAUGAGGGUUGAGUGACACUUAGUCACCGAGCAGCUGAACCCAACACUAGAAGCUAGAAGGGGCUUAGUCCCCUGCCUGUCUUUAUGAUCAUGUUAGAGCUACCAGGCUCACAGCUCUGCCUCCUGAGCACUGUAAAGCCCACGUUCCUAGAAUAGGUUUUCCAGUGGAAGCAGCAAAUGAUUAUGACUCUGAAUUUGUUCCUUUGCUGAGGUUACGUGGCUCCCUGACCUUGGAGUGAGGUCUCUGAGCUGUGUGCAUUCUGCAGCAUUUUCAUGUUCAUGACAGUAGUCAAAAAGGUGUUGUUUGUAUCUCUUUGCUUUAAAGGAAAUCUGGUUAUGAAUGUUAUGGAAGAGUUAAGUGAUGUGGAGCCUGAGGACUGAGGGAAAGAGGAUGGGAAGACAGCCUGCGUUGCUGAUGAACUUGGCUGCCUAAGAAGAUGAUUGACUGGAUUCAGCAGGGUAAGGGAACAGGAGGUGCUGGUCCAGAAGGGCAUGGCAGGAAUGUGUGGAAAGGCCUGGUGCCCCCACACUGUUUUAUGGGUGAACUGCCUUUAAGGUGUUCAGGCUGGGGACAAACUUGAUUUGGAAUCACCUCUUGUCACACAGGCUUCACAUCUGGCAUUUUGAAUGUCCUUGAUGAUUUAUACAUGAUUUCAAUGUUGUUGAACUUGUGACAGCUGAAACUAAACAGUGCUGUUUUGUUUCUGAAGGGCUCCUGUAGACAGCUUUAUCCAUGUGUAUUGGGAGAGCACUGUGGUGUAUCAAAGGUGUGGAGAGAUUGCCCAGGAAACUGGGACAGAACACCAUUUAGAAUAAUUACUCAAAUCCAUACAUACUAUGAUUUUUCAGUGAUGACCUUUAAUUAAAAAUGAAUUAAUUAAACAUUCCUCUGCUGUUUUGCCUAGAGGACUUGGUUUUGUACUAAGUGCAUCAGUUGUUAAUGUUUGAAUAAUUAGGGUGGGACUUUUGUAUAAUUAAAAUGAUACAUUAAAUUGUUGUUACAGUUUGA